AUGGCCGUCUUGAGCUUUUCGCUCACGCAAGAAGCUACAGGCCGUCUAUACGAGCUUUUGACCUGCCUCGCAAAAUUUGGAGACACCGUGUCACUGGAGGCAAGAAGUGAGAAGGCAUGUCUUCGCGAAUGUACUCCAUCCAGCAAUGGUGACCGCUUCACCUGCCAGCUGUUCAACAAGUCUUUGCAGUCUGUAUUCAAAGGCCGCACACAAGAUGCUAUCGGCAAGAACCCUGGAAUCGAGCGCUGUGAUGUGACAGUGCAAGAUCAGGACGAUAAGGCGGAAUGCCGUCUUGUUGUGAAGAUGCGAGCAAAGCACGGCAUGACGAAGACAUUUCGCUUGACAUAUGAAUCUUCCGAGGUCAUGCAUGCUCUGUUUGACCGAACGACCGCUUCUCAAGGCUUUCGCAUCUCGUCCCGCGUCAUGAGGGAGUAUGUCGAAUACUUCCACCCAAAGACGGAGCAAUUAGAUUUGCUGGCUCAAGAUGGCAAAGUGGUCCUGACCAGCUUCACUGACAAGGUUCAAGAUGGCAAAGAAGUGCUCAAGCAACCACUUGAGACUGCUAUUGCGAUUCACACAGAAGAUUUCGAGGACUUCCAUAUGCAAGAAGGCAUGCACAUUAUCAUCAGCGUCAAAGACUUUCGAGCUAUUGUCACACAUGCUGAGACAUUGCGUGGACCUAUUCACGCAUACUUCUCAUACCCCAAUCGACCUCUACAAUUCAGCUACCAAAAUCAUGGCAUUCACUGCGAGUUCACUUUGAUGACCACUGGUGAUCGUGGAGCAUCGGCAUCCUCGAACAAUUCCGCGCCAAAAUUUGUUUCAACACGUCCAAAUGGAACGUCCUCUCGACAGCCUUCUGCCGUUCCGUCGCAACGCAACGGCCGGUCGAACCCCGAGAUGCCACCUCCCGGUCGACCAAGUGCUGGCAGGCCGCUCGCGAGUCAAAGUCAGCGUAUGGCUGCGCGAGACAGACCGCGCCCAACAGCCAUUACUGUGGAAGACGAUGAUCCAGAUCCGGAGAGUCUUUUCAUACCCACAGCAGGUGGCGAUGACGACCAAACCUGGGAUCCCCCCGAUUACGAGCAGGACGACGACGAGAUGCUCGGGUGGGAUGCGAGUAAUGACAAUUUCUCUGCCAGCAUACGGCCAACCAUAAGGGAUCUGAGUAGC
Messenger RNA from Pseudocercospora fijiensis CIRAD86, 1173 nucleotides. RefSeq lists its product as uncharacterized. The record is from RefSeq and is a predicted model, not a curated record. Gene Ontology annotation, cellular component: checkpoint clamp complex. The transcript is spliced from 4 exons. NCBI's taxonomy places the organism in Eukaryota, Fungi, Ascomycota, Dothideomycetes, Mycosphaerellales, Mycosphaerellaceae. Gene Ontology annotation, biological process: DNA replication checkpoint signaling; cellular response to ionizing radiation; DNA repair. The annotation marks the transcript as partial.